Molecule: messenger RNA, 852 nt
Organism: Labeo rohita (rohu)
Lineage: Eukaryota; Metazoa; Chordata; Actinopteri; Cypriniformes; Cyprinidae
Product: uracil nucleotide/cysteinyl leukotriene receptor-like
Exons: 1
Coding region: 1-852 (283 amino acids)
Biological process (GO): phospholipase C-activating G protein-coupled receptor signaling pathway; positive regulation of Rho protein signal transduction
Cellular component (GO): membrane
Molecular function (GO): G protein-coupled receptor activity
Source: RefSeq, a predicted model, not a curated record
AUGAAUAACGCUAUAGUGAACUUCACCACACCUGAAACAUCUACAAACUCCACAACUCAUUCACUUGGGCUAAUGGACAUUCUGGAAAUCAGUGUGUACAGCAUCAAUUUGUUUUUUAGUUUUCCUAUGCACUGUUAUAUAAUAUGGUUUAUAACUGGAACAAGAAGGAGAGUUGCAACAGAUUUUUUCAACCUCAAUCUCUCUGUUUGUGAGAUUGGUAUCUGUCUGAAUAGUUUGGUAUUUGUGCUGGCAACGUGUUUUUCAAGUCUUGAGAUACUAAGGACACUAGAUCGUUUUUUAUUAGGACUUACAUUCACUGCUCGUCCUCUGUUUCAGUGUCUGAUGUGUGUUGAGCGUUACCUGGCAGUGGUUCAUCCUGUAACCUUUCUGAAGUACAAACCUCUCAGAUAUAGAGUGAUCUGCUGCACUGUGGCCUGGAUCAUUAAUCUAGGUUCCUGUUUGGUAUGCAUGCACAAUUUAGUCUUAAAAAAAAGUUAUGCACAUGUAUGGUUCUUGACAGUGCAGUUUACACUUAUCAUCUCCAUCCAGUUGUUUUGUCUUGUAGCUGUCCUUAGAGCUCUGAAGCAGUCAGGACCAGGAGAGAGAGUAAAAGAGAGAGAGGAGAAAAACCCCAUAAAAAGAAGAGCUCUUUAUCUUAUUCUAAUAACUACUGUGACCAUGAUUAUUCUAUAUUUCCCAUUUGCAAUCACAGGAUUAUCUGUCCUUUUUACAGCAGACAGUUCUCCAACAGUUUGGUUCACUGGUUUGACUUGUUUUAUUCUGGCUGGUUUUGUGCAGCCUCUUCUUUAUCUGCAACGUGCUGGAAAACUCUCCUGCCUUUGUUCAGCAUAA